Harpegnathos saltator (Jerdon's jumping ant) is the source of this 1013-nucleotide messenger RNA. RefSeq lists its product as uncharacterized. Bases 57 to 998 code for a protein of 313 amino acids. Gene Ontology annotation, molecular function: sequence-specific DNA binding. The record is from RefSeq and is a predicted model, not a curated record. The transcript has 4 exons. NCBI's taxonomy places the organism in Eukaryota, Metazoa, Arthropoda, Insecta, Hymenoptera, Formicidae.
AGGAAGGAAAGAAGGAAGGAAGGAAGGAAGGAAGGAAGGAAGUAAUGUGAUAACGAAUGAUAACACAUUUUUUAGAGGUUGUUAGGAGUUCUGCAAUCAUUCACUUGUAUAUAAGAAAUAUAAAAUAUUGUUAUAAACAAAUACAGAUAUUCAUGUAUUUAUGUACAAGACAAUAUCUUGCAAUGAGUCACUGUAGCGUACCUAAUUGUAAUAAUCGAUAUAACUGGAAAAGAAAAAGUUUGGAGCAACUUGAUGAAAAAAGUAAUUAUGGAAAAAUAUCUUUCCACACAUAUCCAAGAGAUAUUGUCUUGAGAAACAAAUGGCUGGAAGCAUUAAAUCUAAAAGAUUAUAACCUCUGUAAGUCAUCAGUUGUUUGUUCUGAACACUUUAGAAAAAAUGAUUAUGAAGAAUAUUAUAAGCAAAAGAAAUUGAAGAAAGAUGCUAUUCCACAUUUAUUUAACAAGAAAGACUUAGAAAGGAUACAAAAUAAUAUAAAGCAGAAAUUAUCAACCAAUGUAGAAAAUUGGAGGAAUAUUGAAAUUAGUCACAAAACAUCAACCAACAAUAUAGAAAAUUUUGGAUAUAUUAAAGCUGAUUACGAAGCACCAAAUAACAUCAUAAAAGAUAUAGCGGAUAUUAAAACAGAAUUUAUCAAAGAAGAAAAAUGUAUUAUACCAGAGGAAAUAAUUGAUAUUAAUACAAUAGAGAGAGAUAUCCCUUCACAGAAUAUUUCAUACAUGGUACAUAGAUCAACAAGUAUUUCUCCUGAAAGGAUAUUCAAUACUCCUGUCAUAGUGCAAUUAAAAAAGACUUAUAAGAAAAGAACACAAUUAUUAAAACAUAAAUUGUAUGAUGUGACAUGCAGUUAUAAAAAGGCAAAGAAACAAAUUUAUGAGUUGUCAACUGUUUUGACAGAAUUUCAAAAGUUGAUUACAACACAUUAUCCUGACAUACUUCAGCAUUUAAGUGAAAAUACAAAAGAAUUUAUGAAAUUAUAAUACAUCCAUAGCAGA